Molecule: messenger RNA, 1926 nt
Organism: Oryzias melastigma (Indian medaka)
Lineage: Eukaryota; Metazoa; Chordata; Actinopteri; Beloniformes; Adrianichthyidae
Product: alpha-1B adrenergic receptor
Exons: 1
Coding region: 754-1926 (390 amino acids)
Biological process (GO): G protein-coupled receptor signaling pathway
Cellular component (GO): membrane
Molecular function (GO): G protein-coupled receptor activity
Source: RefSeq, a predicted model, not a curated record
GUUUUCCUACAGGGUUGUGCAACCUGUGGUUUAGGAAAAAAAAAUUAUAAAAGUAAUUGAAUCACAAGUUCAAAUAUUAUGUGCUUUUUAGCACAGAAAACCAAUUUGAGGUAAGUAGUACGCACAACCAGAAUUUAGCUGCAUAUGUUCCACUUUUGAACAAAUUAAAAUAUUUUGGUGCAUCUUAUGGUUUGCGAAAUUCAAACCACUCAAUUAAUUAUCUCUGAUUUAUUUUUGGCUAGUUUUACAAAUUUCACACUUAAAUACACCACAAAAAGUAAAAUAAACAUAAUUUUUCACAUCACUUCUGACAUUACACCACCUAUAACUUAUUUGCUGCAUUAAGGUGAUGUUUUAAGUCAUACGGUGUUUUUGAAAAAUCCUUCAAAAAUUGAUAAAAGGUUACUUAAUUUUCAAAAGUUACUAAAAGGCUACUUUCUUUUUAUAUUUACGUCUUAUGUGUGCUUAAAAAAAAAAAAAAAAAGUAUGCUAUUUUAAUGGGGGAAAUUAGAUUUUGUGGCUCCUACUCGGUUGUUGUUGGUGAGAAAUCGACCUAAAUGGCUCCUUAGGUGUGGAAGGUUGCAGACCCCUAUCCCAUACCAAAUGAAUUUUUAAAAUAAAAGAAAAUUAAAUAAAUUUUCAAAAUAAAAAAAAAUCUCAAUUUUGGUGAGUUUUGUGAAUAAUAUUUUUGUUGGCUUUUUUUCCUUUAAAUCGGAUGUUGGGGAAAAAAAAAAAACAGUUGAUAACAAUACAAUGAGAUGGUUGGAUGCAAUGAUGGGAUGGGCUGCUUCACUAUAUAUAAACGCCCAUAAAGUCUCAAGCUGUCAUAAGUGCAUCACUUGCGAUAUGGAAACAAUAAAGCUGAUUGAGUUUUUCAUCAGGUCGUCUAUAUUUCUUACAGCUAUCUUUGGAAACAACUGGCUUGCAGUAGCUUCUCUGCCUAAAGACAGAUCUGCCAUUCGAACCAAUGAAGUUCUUUUCAUCAACUUGGCCGUCUCAAAUCUGAUCACCAACUAUGUGGUGAACCUGCCUGAGACCAUAACAGACUUAGCUGGCCACUGGUUUCUGGGUGAGACCUUCUGCUAUGUGUUUCUCUUUUCCAUCGACUUCUCAGAAACCAGCAGCCUCUUCUCGACCUUCCUGAUCAGCGCCUUUUGGCACCAGAAGCUGGUGGGCUCCCUGAAGCGAGGCGGUGCACCGGUGCAGCUGGACAACCUAUAUCUUGUAGGUUUACUGCUGCUUGGGAGCUGGACAGUCUGUGCGGUCUUCAGCAUACAUCACUUCUUCUUUGGCUCUGUGGAAGGGACUAAUGGCAGUCAAAAACUCUGUGUGGAUGUCUUUCCAAGUCACCUUGGCGAGCAAACCUUUAACAUCAUCUUUCUAUCUGUGGCUAAUGUUUUUCCUCUAAUCGGGAUCGUAGCUGCCAGCGCUCAGAUUGUUGUUACUUUGCUCCAAAACCAGAAGCGUGUAGGAAGUCAAGCGUCAAAAGAAGUGAUCAGAGAAGAUAAAAGUUCUCAAAAUAAAACCUCAGGUAUGAGUUUGGGCCCUUUGAAAGGGGUUAAGCUGGUCAGAACCUAUAAAAGUGAGUCUCUUUCUUCUUCUGAGGUAGACAUCGAUCCUCAAACAUCUUCCCAAACUGCUUCAAAUUGCAGCGUUGGAGCUCCAGCUUCUAAGUCCUGCCAGAUACCAUCCAAGGCCAGUCCCAACUCCAGCAUCCAGCGGGCGGCGAAGAGCGUGGUGGCUGUUGGUAGUGUGGUGCUGGUCUGCUGGCUGACCCAUCUGCUUCUGCACAUCACCAACACCGUCCACUCCUCUCAUUCAUCGCUGGAGGUGGCCGGCUACAUUACAGCCUCAUACAGCUGCAUCAUUCCAUUCAUUUUACUUCAUGGAGUGAAAAAACUGUCAUGCUCAUGCAAAAACAGAUGA